AUGUCUCUGAAGAAACAAAGAAAAAAUGAGGUGGAAAUCUGCUUUACCUUUGGAAAUGGACUUCACUUAGAGAUCUGCUUUACCUUUGGAAAUGGACUUCACUUAGAGACUUUAAAUACAAGAAGCGAAAGCAAGCUGCUUCCCAAACACGCUCACCUGGUACGACAGAAGCGGGCCUGGAUCACCUUCCCUGUGUCCCUUCGGGAGGGAGAGGAUCUGUCCAAAAAGAACCCCGUUGCCAAGAUACAUUCUGAUAUCGAGGAAAAAAUGGGAGUGAAAAUUACAUACAAAUACACUGGAGUAGGGAUUACAGAGCCUCCUCUUGGUAUAUUUAAAUUUGAUGAAAACACUGGAGAAUUGAAUAUUACCAGCAUUCUUGAUCGGGAACAAACGCCAUUUUUUCUGCUAACAGGGUAUGCUUUGAAUUCAAGAGGAGCUAAUCUAGAGAAACCCUUAGAACUGCGCAUUAAGGUCCUGGAUAUCAAUGAUAAUGAGCCAGUGUUCACGGAGAGAGUCUUUGUUGGGUCCGUGGAAGAGUUGAGUGAAGCAGAUACGCUUGUGAUGAAAAUCACUGCAACGGAUGCAGAUGAGCCCAAUACUUUGAAUUCUAAAAUUUCCUACAGAAUUUUACCUCCGGAGCCAGCGCAUCCAGUGUUCCACCUAAAUAAAGACACAGGAGAGAUUUUUACAACCGUUUUUGCCUUGGAUAGAGAGGAACACAGCAGUUAUUCUUUGACUGUGGAAGCAAGAGAUGGCAAUGGAGAAGUAACAGACAAACCGGUACACCAAGCUCAAGUUGAGAUUCGUAUUUUGGAUGUCAAUGACAAUAUACCUAUAGUGGAACAUGAAAUGUACGAAGGGACGGUUGAAGAAAAUCAAGUCAAUGUAGAAGUUAUGCGCAUAAAAGUGACAGAUGCAGACGAAGUAGGCUCUGAUAACUGGUUGGCGAAUUUUACAUUUGCAUCAGGAAAUGAAGGGGGUUAUUUCCACAUAGAAACUGAUGCUCAAACUAACGAAGGGAUUGUGACCCUCGUGAAGGAAGUGGAUUAUGAAACAAUGAAGAAUCUUGACUUCAGUAUUAUUGUCACUAAUAAAGCAGCUUUUCACAAAUCAAUUAGGAAUAAGUAUAAACCUAAAGCCAUUCCUAUCAAAGUAAAGGUGAAAAAUGUGAAAGAAGGCAUUCAUUUCAAAAGCAGCACAAUUUCAGUUCGUGCUAGUGAAGGAAUGGAUAAGUCAAGCCUAAGCAAAGCAAUUGGAAAAUUUGAAGUUUUUGAUGAAGACACUGGACAAUCGGCUCAUGUAAAAUACAUAAAGUUGGAAGAUAGUGACAACUGGGUCUCUGUGGAUUCAGCCACGUCCGAAAUUAAACUUGUAAAAAUUCCUGAUUUUGAAUCGAGAUACGUCCAAAAUGGUACAUAUACUAUAAAAGUUUUGGUUGUGUCAGAAGAAGAAACAAAUGCCCAGUGUGGUAGCACAGGCCUGCAAUUCCAGCAUUUGGGAAGCCAAAGCAUAAGGAUCACUCCUUGUCAGGAACUUUCUGUAAUCCGGUCUCUCCCUCUGCUUGGAGUCCCUCGUCCUUACUGUCUUCCCUCUCCUACCCACCUAGGUACCAGUGUGCUGCUCCAGCAGAGUCAACGCCAAAUCGGGAGAAGUGAAAUUCCACUGCUGAUUGUGGACAAUCAGGGCUUCAGCUGCCCGGAACAGCAGGUCCUCCAGCUGACGGUCUGCAAGUGCCUGCAGGGCAGUGGCUGUGUGGCGGCUCAGCACGACUCCUACGUGGGCCUGGGGCCCGCGGCAGUGGCACUCAUGAUCUUGGCCCUUCUGCUCUUGCUCCUUGUGCCACUUUUGCUGCUGCUGUGUCAUUGUGGAGAGGGCGCCAAAGGCUUCACCCCCAUACCCGGGACUAUAGAGAUGCUGCAUCCUUGGAACAGUGAAGGGGCGCCACCUGAAGACAAGGUGGUGCCGUCGCUGCUGGCUGUGGAUCACGAGGAGAAUCUUGCAGCAAGAAAUGGAGUAGGAGGUGCAAUAACCAAGGAAGCCACCGCGAAAGGAAGUAGCUCUGCUUCCUUUUCCAGAGUGCAGCAUGACUUGACCGAGGCAGACGGGAGAUGGGAAGAACACAGAAGCCUCCUCAGCGGUGGGGGUACCCAUGUGACGGGGACAGCAGGAGCCCUACGCGGUGCUGAGACCAUGCGGACUGUGAGAGCCGUGGGGGCUUCCAGAGAUGCGGCCGGAGCCCGAGCCGCUGCCGCCAGCACAGUCAGUGAGGAAUUCUUAAGGAAUUAUUUCGCUGAUAAGGCAGCCUCCUACAGUGAGGAAGAUGUCAUUCACAUGGCCAAAGACUGCCUUCUGGUUUACUCCGAGGAAGAAACAGAAUCUCUUCACGGUUCCGUUGGCUGUUGCAGUUUUAUUGAAGGAGAACUAGAUGACCGCUUCUUAGAUGAUUUGGGACUUAAAUUCAAGACACUGGCUGAAGUUUGCUUGGGUCAAAAAAUAGAUGUGGAUGUGGAAAUUGAGCAGAGGCAAAAACCUGUCAAAGAAACAGAUUUGACCACAGCUGCACACUCAUUCUAUGAGCAAACCAUGGUUAAUUCAGAGAAUACCUCCUCUUCUGGCAGCAGCUUUCAAGUUCCCAAACCCUUGCAGGAAACCAGAGCAGAGAAGGUCACUCAGGAAAUAGUCACCGAGAGAUCGGUGUCUUCCAGGCAGGGUCAGAAGGUGGUGCCACCUCCUCCUGAUCCACUGGCUUCUGGUAAUAUCAUAAUGACGGAAACGUCCUAUACCACAGGCCCCACUAUGCCACCAAGCACUGUGGUCCUGGGUCCUGGACAGCCCCAGAGCCUUAUUGUGACGGAGAGGUUGUAUGCGCCGGCUUCCACCUUGGUGGGUCAGCACAGUGCUGGGGAGGGUAAUGUCGUGGUCACUGAAAGAGUGAUCCAGCCUAACGGGGGCAUCCCUCAUCCUCGGGGAGGCACCCAGCAUCUGCAGGAUGCACAGUACGUUAUGGUGAGGGAAAGAGAAAGUGUCCUUGCUCCCAGCUCGGGGGUGCAGCCUGCCCUGGUGGUGCCCAGUGUGGCGGCCGUAGGACAGAAUGUGACAGUGACAGAAAGAGUGCUCACCCCUGCUUCCACUCUGGAAUCCAGUUACCAAAUUGCCACUGAAGCCUCGGGGAAGGCUAGGAAGGCCGUGGUUUCUGGGGCUGGAGUCCCUGGCCCUGUGCCACAUUCUGGUUUGGAAGGAUCUGGCCAUUCAAAUUCUGCCGUAACCACGUCCUCCACCAGGGUCACCAAGCACAGUACUGUGCAGCACUCUUACACCUAAGCAGAGGCCAGCCACAGACUCGGCCAGAGUCUAACCAACAGGGGCUGCAGGUGUAUUUUCCACCUGCCUGGCUCUUCGUGAGCCUCACAGACAAGCAGAGAUAAAUAUGCAUCGAGCUUACACUUUUUUCCCUGUCGCUGAUCCUCAAAGGUCCACACAAUCUCUGCUUCCAGGAAUGUAUUUUAGAAAUGCUUCCCGAAUCACAGUGGGCCUCGUGGUGAUGCUGUUUCCGAAGUGCCUUCAGUGAGUUAUGCAAACAGUUUUCACAAAACAGAAUAGAGUAAAUCUGGCUUCUUAGAAUUUACUGAGUUAACACAUCACCGUCCAGGAAAGCAACCCAGGAAAAUGAUGGGGUCUCCUCGUAAACCCUAUUAAUAUUUCACAUUGAUGUGCAUUUCACAGUGGUGUACAUUUCAUGUUUACGUGAUCUAUCCAUUACUGCACCUAGCAGAUUGUCAGCAUUUCAUUUAUCCAAAGAUCCCGACAGUCUGGGAUCCCAGUUUUGUUGUAGGUUUUCUUUUCAUUUGUGUGAAGUGAAUUAUAUUUUGAAGACUGGGACAGCAAAAACAUACAAGUUUCUGUGCAUGUGACACGCACAUAAUGUCAUAUGCAUUUAAAAAUGGCAUUGUGUUUUCCUGUCUCAGUAGUCAUGAGAAUUUUGAAUACUUCUAAUUCAAUUGAAUAAUCCAGGACAAAAUUUAUAAAUGUAAUUUUACUUAUAAUAAUAAUAACGUUCUAUGGGGGGAUAAAAACCUCAUGUUAUAUUCUCAAUACUUGCAAUUUAGUGCAGCUAAACUAACCAGCCGUAUCCUUCCCUGUGCACAAACGAUGCCGAUUUCACUGCCUUAUAUCCACAGUGACUCACAUGGGGGCCAAAGAAAUAUUUGUUGAAUUAAACUGAAUUUUACAAACCAUUAUGUACCCUUGCCAAAAAUAUUAAAACUCUAUAUAUUUCUGUAAUUAUUCAAAUCAUGUUUUUAUUUUGAUGUCUCAAAGGCUUAGACUAGCUGGUCAUGACUUAGUAUAUGAGUAGUAAAUAUCAUACAGACCUUGAAUAUUUGACCUGAUUUUGCCCAGUGCCUUAGCCUUGGUUUUUUAAAAAAGUUAUAUAGCCAGGCAUGGUGGCACACACCUAUAAUCCCAGCAUUCAA
Molecule: messenger RNA, 4472 nt
Organism: Fukomys damarensis (Damara mole-rat)
Lineage: Eukaryota; Metazoa; Chordata; Mammalia; Rodentia; Bathyergidae
Gene: Dsg2
Product: desmoglein 2
Exons: 16
Coding region: 1-3321 (1106 amino acids)
Biological process (GO): homophilic cell-cell adhesion
Cellular component (GO): desmosome; plasma membrane
Molecular function (GO): calcium ion binding
Source: RefSeq, a predicted model, not a curated record